Molecule: messenger RNA, 2261 nt
Organism: Leopardus geoffroyi (Geoffroy's cat)
Lineage: Eukaryota; Metazoa; Chordata; Mammalia; Carnivora; Felidae
Gene: AQP8
Product: aquaporin 8
Exons: 11
Coding region: 1071-1862 (263 amino acids)
Biological process (GO): water transport; transmembrane transport
Cellular component (GO): plasma membrane
Molecular function (GO): water channel activity
Source: RefSeq, a predicted model, not a curated record
GAAUUUUCUGUUUUUUGGGAACUUAGGCGCUGUGCCCUGUUGUGACUGGUCAGUGAGGGCCUCUGGCUCUUUUGGGGUGGGUCGCCUAAAGAGCCUGUUUGCCUUCAGCUUGGUGGCUUUGGGCCCUUUGGUUUUGCUCUAUGCUAAAGAGUUAAUGAUCCUACAAUGACGUUUCACCAAAUUUAAAGAAUAGAAAAGGCACCAGUUUGGGUGCAGCCUUGCAUCCAAAUUCCAGCUCCAGAGUUCACAAGUCUGUGGUCCUGAGCGCGGCCCUUCCCAUGUCUGGGCCUCCGCUCUCUCAUCUGUAAAGUGGGUUAAUAAGUAUAACACCAAUCUCACACUGCUGUUGGCAGGACUGGAGGAAAGCUGUAAUCUGCUGUGGCCGGGGUUAGCCACUGACACCCCAGCGCCCUCACGCCUGUGGUCUUAAGGGAAAGAAACCCAGCUCCAACUGGCUGAAGAAGGACAAAGACCUGACCGGGGAAAAUCCAGCCUGGCUGGCUCGGGGCCCGGUGGGCGGACAAAAUGUCGAGCUCAUCCACCUUGUGGUCCGUUUGCUUUCUUCUCCUCAUUAAUUACCACGCGAUGUGUGUCCUUUGGGGCACUGCACAACUUCCCAGACCUCGGAGUCAGACACUAAGCAAGAACUCACGGAGGCCUGGGUGAAACCAGGAGAGACAUGUUCUGGAAGCAGCUCUUGGCAGGACUUGGGCAAAGCGUGAAGGAGAUGGGGAAGCACAAGGUUGGACAACUGCCUUGUGUUGCCAUUUGCAGGGACACGGGAGGAAGGCGGAGAAUACUGCGGCGCAGAGGGGACAGCAACACAGGGCUCCAGAGCCAGUUCACGGCAGAAACGGGCUUGGGAUCCAGGCAGCCAGGCCCGCAGGCUUUCCCGCGACGCACGUUGUUACCGUGGCUGCUGCUGGCUGUCGGGGAGCCUCCGCAGCCCUUUAAAAGGAGCAGAGCCCGAAGUAGAAUGAGCAGCCCCGGUCUGAGAUAAGAGCCCGACAGCAGGUGCACUCUCCCAGCCAGCUCAGGCAAGAGCAGGUGCGCGGGUCACUCGGGCCCUGAUGUCUGCGGAGGCGGCUGUGUCUGUGCGUGACGCUGAGUUUGUCGGUGGCAAGGGGAAGCAGCCAAGCAUGGGAGGCAGGUGUCGUGAAUCCUGGUAUGAGCGGUUCCUGCAGCCCUGUCUGGUCGAACUGCUGGGCUCUGCCCUCUUCAUCUUCAUCGGGUGCCUGUCGGUCAUUGAGAACGGGCCGGACACUGGGCUGCUGCAGCCGGCCUUGGCCCACGGGCUGGCCCUGGGCCUCAUCAUCGCCACACUGGGGAAUAUCAGUGGUGGGCACUUCAACCCUGCGGUGUCCUUGGCGGCCAUGCUGAUCGGAGGCCUCAACCUGGUGAUGCUCCUUCCCUACUGGAUCUCCCAGCUGUGCGGGGGGCUGAUCGGGGCCGCCUUGGCCAAGGCAGUGAGUCCUGAAGACAGGUUCUGGAACGCGUCUGGGGCGGCCUUUGUGACGGUCCAGGAGCCAGGGCAGGUGGGGGGGGCGGUGGUGGUGGAGCUGAUCCUGACGACCCUGCUGGCACUGGCUGUUUGCAUGGGCGCCAUCAACGAGAAGACGCAGGGCCCUCUGGCUCCAUUCUCCAUUGGCUUUGCCGUCACCGUGGACAUCCUGGCCGGGGGUGCUGUGUCCGGAGCCUGCAUGAAUCCUGCCCGUGCCUUUGGACCUGCUGUGGUGGCCAAUCACUGGGACUUCCACUGGAUCUACUGGUUGGGCCCGUUCCUGGGGAGCCUCCUCGUAGGAGUGCUUAUCAGGUUCAUCAUUGGUGAUGGGAAAACCCGCCUCAUAUUUAAGGGACGGUGACCCUGGUGGCAUUGCUGCGGCCCCACCCAGAAUGCAGACAGGUUACCUUCUGCAUUUCCUGCCUGGGCAGAGGCCCAGGGGAGCCCCUCACUUGCUUCCCCCCCCAUGUGCGCCUGGCUUCCCAGAUAGACAGACUGCCGCUAAGUUCUGAGGAUGCUCUUCGUUCUCCACUGGGCUCGGCGGAGACCUCCGCAUGGGGGGCGUGUUGCCAGCACGAGGGAGAGGUCUUUCUCGGGAGGGAGAGUCCCAGGAGCUGAAUAGGUGGCUGUUUAUGCGCAGGAGUUCACUGCCCCCGGCCCCCUCUCCUUCUCCUUCUUCGCUGUUACAGAAGGGCCUUCAGGGGGUUUCCCUGCUUCCUGAGCUGCCACUUUAGCUUUGCAAUAAAUAGUCCACUAUUUC